Messenger RNA from Python bivittatus (Burmese python), 1581 nucleotides. Its product is annotated as death-associated protein kinase 2-like. Gene Ontology annotation, cellular component: nucleus; cytoplasm. Gene Ontology annotation, molecular function: ATP binding; protein serine/threonine kinase activity. Lineage: Eukaryota; Metazoa; Chordata; Lepidosauria; Squamata; Pythonidae. Gene Ontology annotation, biological process: intracellular signal transduction; protein phosphorylation; positive regulation of apoptotic process. The record is from RefSeq and is a predicted model, not a curated record.
CUCGGAGCGGCCAGGUUGGGCGGGCGCUGCGCCUGGUGUGCAGGAUCCUCAGCGUGAACUCGGAGGAGGGAGCCCUUCCCCUCCCCGGGUUUGUGUCCAGCUGGGCGGGGCCAGGCCUGGGGUGCGGAAGAGGCCCUUUUGGUUCCAGUAGGGUCACCCCCUCCCUCAAGGUGUCCUUCCUCCCCGCCUCUGGGAGCAGCCUGGCAGCCUGAUUUGACCCGGGUGGGCUAGAUUGCACAAAGAGGGGCCCCUCCCAUUUGGAUAGCGGGGGGGGGCGUGAGGCAGAGCGAAGCCGGCCUGUUGCCUGCAAAGAGCAAACCUCCUCCUUUCUUCUCUCUGCAGCUGAUGGCUAAAGAUGGAGGAGGAGCCCAAGUCUGCCCUGGCAACCAGGUGGCUGCAGGAAUCCAGGAGACGCCGUGCAGCCUGGAAGACGACGAGGUUUUUCUGAGCGCCGAGGCCCCAGCGCCACCCAGGCCCAGCGCGGCCCCGGCGGAUCCCUUCCGCCACUGCAGCGUGGACGAGCUUUACGAGCUGCUGGAGACGUUGGGCAGCGGACACUUCGGAGUAGUCCGGCGUUGCCGGGAACGAAGCACUGGCGUUUCCUAUGCUGCCAAGUCGGUCAAGAUGCGGAAGCGCAAAGGCAGCCGGCUGGGGCUGGACCGCGAGCAGGUGGAGCGCGAAGUCUGCAUCUUGCAGCAGCUUCAACAUCCCAACAUUAUGCGCCUCCAUGAUGUCUUCUCCAACAAGGCCGAGAUGGUGCUGAUCCUGGAGCUCAUCCAGGGCGGCGAGCUGUUUGACUUCAUCGCGAAGAAGGAGCUGCUGUCCGAGGACGAAGCCAUCGAAUUUCUGCAGCAGAUCCUGCACGGCUUGGCAUACGUGCACUCCCGCCGUAUCGCUCACUUCGACCUCAAGCCUGAGAACAUCAUGCUGCUUCAGAAGGACGUCCCCAACCCCAGGAUCAAGAUCAUCGAUUUCGGGCUGGCGCAGAAGCUGGAGGAAGGGGUGGCCUACAAAAGCCUCUGUGGGACCCCCCAGUACAUUGCUCCUGAAGUGAUCAACUACGAGCCCCUGAGUACAGCAACGGACAUGUGGAGCAUCGGGGUGAUUACCUACAUUUUGCUGAGCGGCAUGUCCCCAUUCCAGGGGGAGACAGACGAGGAGACCCUCUCCAACGUUGUCUCCGGGAAUUACGAGUUCGAGGAGAAGUAUUUCAGCCAAACCUCGGAGAUGGCCAAGGACUUCAUCCAGAAACUCCUGGUGAAGGAGCCCAGGGAGCGAAUGACAGCAGCUCAGUGCCUCCUCCAUCCGUGGAUCAAGCCCCUGACCCGGAAGCAGGCCGUGAACCGGAGUCGCUCCUCCAUCAAUAUGGAAAACUUCCGCAAAUUCAACGCUCGCCGGAAGUGGAAGCUGUCCUACAACAUGGUCUCGGCGUGUAAUCGUCUGUGCCGGCUGCGACUCCUGUGUCAGCAGACGACAGAGGAGGAGCGGGACUGCGAGAGCGACCAGGAGGACGAGCCCAGCAGCCCGGUGGUCCUGCUCCGCAGGCGCCGAAGCAUCUGCUCCUGAGCGCGACGGCGACUC